CAUGUACAUACACACUAAUGGACUCUUUAUGUCUUUGCAGCACUGUGAGGUUCAUGGUGACUCUAGUGGUACCCUAGUGAUGAUUUCUUUUUUCUUUUCAUUGGUUCUUUAAUGAACCUCUUUCUUGUUGAACCUCUUAGAGAAAUAACCCACAGGAUUAUUGAACAUUUUACCAUCUUCCUGUAACAACACAGUGUCUACACCAUACGUUCUAGUGUCUUCAAGCUUACAGUCAGCACUGGAGCACAACAACAAAACUGCUCUGACUGAAUCAAACUUUUAGAACUCACUGCUCCAAACAAAUAGACAAGAAGGGCUUAUUAGGCAGUAAGAGGUGAUAUAGUGAUGGAACUGAAUGUGUUCUCUAUGUAUCCUUACCUGGAAACUGAAGCAUCAGGAUCAGGAGUAAAGACAUUUGAAUCCAUCUGAACUCAACCAUUGUUCUUCUCUGUCUCUCUCGUCCUCUUCUCUCCUCCUCACGUAGAUGAAUGACAGAGUCUAUAAAGAGGUUUCUACUUAUAGAUGAAUAUAACAUGUGCUCUGUUUGGUUUGUGAGGUCACUUCCUCAUCAUGUCUCCAGUCUGUGUUUUCUUAGCUCUGUCAUUUGUUGGAGAAAUUAACAAAAAUAAGUUUAAACCAUUGAAAUGUUGAAAGCAACAAAGUGUGAGGGCAGAGUUGAGGUUCUAACUUUUAUAUUUUCUCCAUUUUGCUGAUUCUCUUCUCGACCGUGUUUGACAGCGACGGUCGACAGUUUCUACGUCAUCAGUAGAACUGAGGAAGCUGAAUUUGUGAAAACUGUCAUACGUUGCUGUAAACAAUGUUUAUUCUAACCAACAAUGUUUUCAUUGUGAUGUUUGAAGGUAUGUGGAAGGAUGUACAUCCACAACAACCUACUAGUUUCUCUGGGUCAGUAAUUUUUAUCAUCACAUGUCACUCUUCAUCCAUGUGAAUCCUAUGUGUCUACAAAAGAACAUGGAUGUAUAUCACAGUCUCUUUGUGAUAGAAGUGGCAGUUUUCAUUUUGGUAAAGACUAUUUAUAUGUUAUAAAUGAAUAGUAAAGGUCACAGAGUCAAACCCUGCAUCACUGCCUUUUAUGCAAUGAGGAAGUUAGAAGCGUUACCUUCUUUCUGCACACACUAAAAAGAGACUAGCAGUCAAUAUGAGGAAGUGACAUCACAGAGCGUCAACGCUGUGUUUCUCUACAAGGAGAGCUAUUUUAGACAGUGAGACAUUUACAAGAAUGAGGAAGACGGAGAAAGACGGACAAGCAUGAUGGAUGAAUUCAAAUGGAUUAAACUGUUGUCACUGAUGAUACUGAUGCUUCAGUUUACAGCAGCAACUGGACAACAUACAUAUGACACUGUCAGAGUUGGACAUGACGUCACUUUGUCUUGUGAAAAUGUGAUCGAUGGACAGAAGAACUGUGACAGUACUACCUGGUUGUUUUAUGGUUUAAGAGACAGAUCAUUAGUAGAUCUGGUUGAACAUGGACAGAUCAAAUCUAAACCAGACAGACUGAGAGUUACAACAAACUGUUCUCUGGUUAUAAAGAAGGUCACAGAUGAUGAUGUUGGUCUUUACACCUGCAGACAGUUCAUACCAGGACAACAAGAAGCAGACUUUCAGGUUUAUCUGUCUGUUAUUACCAUGACUGAACGUGAGGACAAUAAAGUCGUCUUGUUCUGCACUGUGUUGGAUUAUGAUGCAUGUAGAUACAAAGUGGAGUGGCUGUAUGAGGGUAAAGAGGAAAUAUCAGACAUCGAGAUAUCAUCACCUUCUUGCUCUGCCACUGUGACAUUUACAUCAUCCCACCUUAAUCAGAGGAUUUAUGAGUUAUUGAAGUGUAAAGUGACAAAUGGUUACACUAAGAAAGUUCAGCUGUUUACCUUCAGCCCUCAGUCCUCAGGUGAAGAUGCAACAAAGAAGAAAGUGAAAUCAACAAUUAAACCAACAGCAACAAGUAAAAAAAUGACAACAUCAGUGAAACUCGCCUCAUCAGAACACACAAUCAACAACAAUCCAUCAGAUCAUCAAGGUUGGUCAUGGUGGUAUAUGAUUGUUCCUGUGGGUUUAUUAUUACUCUUGAUAUUUGUCAUCAUCAUCAUCAGAUGGAGGAAAACUAAAGGAAAGAAAACACAGAUGAAAGAAAACACUGAACUGAACUUAAACUCUGCAGAGACUCAGUCUGGUCCAGAAACCAGUCAGGACACGGUUCAACCUGAGGAUGGUGUUUGCUACGCCUCCAUCAGCUACACCAAGAAGACCAAGAGUAAAGCUAAAGCCGAGGAACGUGAUGAUGAUGAUGAUGAUGAUGAAGGUGGCUCUGUGGUCUACAGCACUGUGAAAGCUUCCUCCUCUUCUGCUGAUCCCAGAGACUUCUAUUCUACCAUCAACGAACUAAACAAAUAAGAGGUUAAAUCUGUUAAAUGGAACAUGAAAGCACCAAGAGGAACCUCACGUCCUCUCUUAUCUUAUAUUAUGUGUAAUAUAUCAUAUAUCCUAUAUCGUAUCAUAUUUAGUUUUUUUGUCUUAUGGUAUCAUAUCACAUCAUGUUGGAUCACAUUUUGUCAUAUGUUAUGUUGUGUAUAAUAUAUCUUAUCUUAUCUUAUCUUAUCUUAUCUUAUCUUAUCUUAUCUUAUCUUAUCUUAUCUUAAUACAUUCAGACAAACCAUCAUCAGAUCACCUUAGAGUUAGGGUUAGGUAGGUUUAGGGUUAUAAAGUAUCAGGUGUAUGAGACAUGGAUUCAUUGAGAGAGUAGAGACUCCCUCUAGUGGUGGAGAGUGUUCAUAGGGAGGUCAGACAGACUCUAUACUGUCCCCUUUAGACUUUGUCCUCACAUGGACAAAUUAUUUUAGCAUCUAUUUUAUAAAAUAGAUGCAAAUGUAUUUCCUUCUGUGGUUAUUUUCCAGUAUUUCGUGUUUUCAGACCUGCCACAUAUUCUGAUGUAAAUAAUGAUCUAAUACAUUUAAAUUAAAAUGUCUCCCUGUCGUAACA
Messenger RNA from Mugil cephalus (flathead mullet), 2994 nucleotides. RefSeq lists its product as uncharacterized. Gene Ontology annotation, molecular function: MHC class II protein binding; protein tyrosine kinase binding. The transcript is spliced from 9 exons. Gene Ontology annotation, cellular component: external side of plasma membrane; membrane raft. The coding region runs from base 1270 to 2409 and encodes 379 amino acids. The record is from RefSeq and is a predicted model, not a curated record. Gene Ontology annotation, biological process: positive regulation of ERK1 and ERK2 cascade; interleukin-15-mediated signaling pathway; T cell activation. NCBI's taxonomy places the organism in Eukaryota, Metazoa, Chordata, Actinopteri, Mugiliformes, Mugilidae.